Anopheles maculipalpis is the source of this 1161-nucleotide messenger RNA. RefSeq lists its product as uncharacterized. The record is from RefSeq and is a predicted model, not a curated record. Gene Ontology annotation, molecular function: GTP binding. The transcript has 3 exons. NCBI's taxonomy places the organism in Eukaryota, Metazoa, Arthropoda, Insecta, Diptera, Culicidae. Gene Ontology annotation, biological process: nuclear-transcribed mRNA catabolic process, nonsense-mediated decay. Bases 1 to 1161 code for a protein of 386 amino acids.
AUGAGUAGCAAACAGCAGCCAAAAAUACUACUCAAAUCUCGUCCCACGGACGAUUCGACUGCUGGACCAUCAACUGCACCUGCAAGUAGAAGAACACCAACAAUUUUGGCGAAUGCCACACCUCAAAUCGCCGGAUCGUCUAGGAGUGCCGAUUCCAGGCACAGCGCAGCGUCGAAAUGUCUUCCCGCUCCAGCUGCUCCCGAUCCGUACAGUUAUACGCCUAUGGAAGGAUCGUUGGUGCUGUUAAAAAAUCAUAAUGCGAUUAACUAUCGGACGCUCGAUUUUUUGCACGAAACCAAUCAAGAUUACGUUGUCAUUGGAACAAUCGGCAUGCCCGGUGUGGGAAAGUCUACGGUUCUGAAUCUGCUCAACACCAACCUUUACUCGCCCGACCAAAGUGACAAAAAGACGGAAACGAUUUUUCCCGUACAUAGUGCAAUCAAUAUUGCUGGAGAGAAUGAAGUUCGAAUGCACAUCACCGAAGAUCGUUUAAUUCUGUUGGAUUGCUGUGAGCCAGUAUUUGCGCACGCCAGGAAAGAUUUCAUCCAACAGGAACAGGAUGAGCUGAGGAAGAUGAUGAUUUUGCUACGGAUUUGUCAUGUCAUUUUUGUCGUACAGGAAGAGUACUACAACAUCCGUCUAAUGCGGACGCUUAUGUGGGCAGAAAUGAUGACCCAGGUACACUCAGAGCUGCCGACCAAGCUGGUAUUCAUCCGGAAUAAGGUGAUUUCACACAGUGAAAAUCAUAAUGCCCGGGAAAGGGUGAUCAAUUUGUAUCGACAAAUGUUUCUCAACACACCGUCGUUUUCGGUAACCAGCACCAGCUUCGGUGGUGAUUCCGGUGCACAGGAGGAGGAAAUUUUCAACUACAUCGAAUUUCCCGUAUUACAAAAAGGCGAUUCCGUUGUCAUUACGGAACAUUCAAAAGAAACCAUACUGCUGCUGCGUCAAAUUGUGUACGCUGGACGGGAUACGAUAAUGGCACACAACUGUUCCGAAAAGGCAUGGGGACAGGCGUUGGUGAAGCUUAUCGAUUGCCCGGAGAGCAACUUUUUCAUCGACAAGUAUGAAAAGUUGAAAGAAAAGUACAACCUGCACAAUCAUGUUAAAAUUGUGGAACAUUCCUACCGCGAUCCAACGGGGUUACAUUUUGUGGAGUGA